AUGUACCUACGUGGGUGUGCCCAUCGUCCUUCCUUGCCCCACGGGGAAGGCACCAUGCAAGAACAAACGAGCUUCCAAAAGAAAAAAUCGCAGAACAGGAAAAACGACCUGAGUGAAGCACAAAUGAACCAAAGAAUUAAAAACAUCAGUUUGACCAAGCGGUUAAUAUCAUAUGAGCGGUACAUCAAUGCUAUACCAAAGGAGGAGAGAAGGGAAGAUAUGAAAAAUGAUUGGCACCCCGAGACUCCACGAAUUAAGAAGAAUGUCAGCUUGUCCCAAUGGAAUAAAGAAAUGAAAAAAUGGAGGAAACAGGUACACGCAUGGGGGAACAUGUCUGAGGGGAUGCACAAAUACAUUUGUAAUUUGCCCCCUUCGGAGAAGUAUAAUUAUUUAUCCAAGUUAAAGUUGCCUGAACUGAGUCCAGGAGAAAUUGCAAUUUUGAGAAAAAGAAAUGAACAAAUUGCAACUAGGGCGUUAAGGAAUAUUGUACAAGGAGACAACGUUGAUAACAACAACGUCGAUAAGAACAACGUUGACAACAACAACAUCGGUAACGACUACAAUGAUGAUAACAGCAACGUCGAUAUCAGCAACGUCGAUAUCAACAACGUCGAUAACAACAACGUUGACAACAACAACAUCGGUAACGACUACAAUGAUGAUAAUGGUGAUGGUGAGGGGCACCGGGGGAGCUUCCAUCACAUACUGGAUAAACCGCUUUUAUUUUUGCCUCACAAUUUUAGUGGCACCAUAUUAAAUAACGAAUUUGUGGUUAUUAAGCAGGAGGCCUUGGAAAACUCCCUCCAAUCAUUAAGGAAAAAUUAUGAAGAGAAAUAUCGCCCCCUGUAUGAGAAAUAUCGUGCCUUAUAUCUAUCACCUUCCAGCGUUGACAAUAACCGGAAGGAACAAUCCCAAACCGGCGACAUUACAGUUCUUGCCACAAGAGCGAAAGGUGUAUCGGCUAAUGAUGAGAUAAAGGCGUACAUGCAGAACCGAGAGAAGGCGAAAGUUUCCCAGUGCCUUUGCCCAGUUUAUGUAAAGUGUACCACUAGAAGUAGCUGCCGGGAAAGUAAAAUGAAAAAAAGGUUUUAA
Plasmodium knowlesi strain H is the source of this 1092-nucleotide messenger RNA. Its product is annotated as conserved Plasmodium protein, unknown function. NCBI's taxonomy places the organism in Eukaryota, Apicomplexa, Aconoidasida, Haemosporida, Plasmodiidae. Gene Ontology annotation, molecular function: RNA binding. The record is from RefSeq and is a predicted model, not a curated record. The coding region runs from base 1 to 1092 and encodes 363 amino acids. The transcript has a single exon.